CCGCCAACCGCGGAGGACGGCGGGGGGUGGCGGCGGCGGCGCGUCCCGGUCACCUCACAGGCUGGCGGUACCGCCAUGGCGGCGGUGCGGGACGUCGAGAUCGACCCCGAGGGCACGUUCAAGUACAUCUUGGUGCGCCUGCAGCGCCCGGGCGGCGAGGAGCGGCGGGACAUCGUCCGCGGCACCAAGGCGGCCGAGUUCCACAAUCAUAUAUUUGAAAAAGUAAAUCCUGAAAUGGAAAAGCUGGGAUAUGAGUGCAAGUGCCUUGGAGGAGGGAAAAUUGAUCAUAAUAGCAAAGACAAGAAAAUUAGGGUAUUUGGGCUCUCUACAGGCUAUGGAAAAGCAGAUCAUUCGGUGACUGUAGAGUUACUGAAAAAAGUGUAUACAGAUUAUGAAAUUACAUGGUCAGAUGACAAGAAAUAAACGGCUACCUAUGAACACAACAAGCAUUUCAAAACUGUACUUACGGGAAAGACAUAAUUUAGACCGGAUUUCUUAUUGUGAUGACUGUUUCAGAAAGCAAGGGGAUGGGGCGAGGGGAGAAAAGGG
Molecule: messenger RNA, 549 nt
Organism: Aquila chrysaetos chrysaetos
Lineage: Eukaryota; Metazoa; Chordata; Aves; Accipitriformes; Accipitridae
Product: 14 kDa phosphohistidine phosphatase-like
Exons: 4
Coding region: 76-423 (115 amino acids)
Biological process (GO): peptidyl-histidine dephosphorylation
Cellular component (GO): cytosol
Molecular function (GO): protein histidine phosphatase activity
Source: RefSeq, a predicted model, not a curated record